Messenger RNA from Paracoccidioides brasiliensis Pb18, 573 nucleotides. RefSeq lists its product as uncharacterized. Gene Ontology annotation, molecular function: catalytic activity; molybdenum ion binding; pyridoxal phosphate binding. Bases 1 to 573 code for a protein of 190 amino acids. The record is from RefSeq and is a predicted model, not a curated record. The transcript has a single exon.
AUGUCUGUUGUCAGCGUCUCCCUCUCCCCUUACCACUCCUUCUCCAAAAUCCCCGUAUCAAGCAUAACCCUGAUUGCAAAUUUCGGUGUCAAGGGUGAUGUGCACGGAGGCGCCACCGCCCAGCACCACCCUCAUCUUAACCUCGACCCACCCGCUCCCAAUCUCCGCCAGGUGCAUUUACUAGAGUCCGAGGUUCUCGCAUCCGUUGGCUCUGAAACCAUGGGAAAGCCUAUGAAACAAGGUCAACUGGGAGAGAAUAUCACAACGGCGGGAGUUGAUUUGCUAUCACUGGGAAAAGGUACCAAGCUUUGGUUUAUCAACGCGACGACAAGGGCUGUUCCAACAAGGGAGGUUGCAGUGGUAGAGGUUACCGGGUUGCGGGAUGCGGGGCCGCAGAUUGACGAGUUUCAGAAAGGGUUGCAGGAAAGACUGUUGGUUAGAGAUGGCAAGGGUGGAAUUGUUGGGCGACGAGCUGGGAUCAUGGGAAUUGUAGUGGAUGGUGGUGAAGUUAAGUCUGGUAUGAGGAUUGUUGUGGAGCGGCCGUCAGUUCACCAAAAGUUGGAAUGUGUCUAA